Aspergillus japonicus CBS 114.51 is the source of this 2013-nucleotide messenger RNA. RefSeq names its product telomere repeat binding factor family protein. The record is from RefSeq and is a predicted model, not a curated record. The annotation marks the transcript as partial. NCBI's taxonomy places the organism in Eukaryota, Fungi, Ascomycota, Eurotiomycetes, Eurotiales, Aspergillaceae. The transcript is spliced from 3 exons.
ACCAUGGAUUCCAACACCACCUUCACCCGGCCGUACGACGAUUCGUUGAUUCGAGAAUUACCCCAGCUCCAGAGUCUCCGCAUAGCUCCUCUCCGUCAGCCCGUCUCGCGGUUGCUGAGUGUGCCUGCGCCGCUGGAGCCGAAUGCCAGCCGGGUCCGCGAGGCCACCGCUGCUCCCACGCCCACUAGCUCGGCGGGCAUUCUGCCUGGCCCCCGGAACAAUGAUUCCGUGGCCGCCAUUCCCGCCGAGCGUCUGAAGAAGACUGAUCCCUCCGUGGACUCGCUCCUUAGCCUCGAGCCCCCGCCGCCCAAGCCCAUUCUUCCCGCCUUUGUGAAUCCCCGUUCUCUAGAACGGUUCCCUUAUUCAUCGUUCGACGAUGAUGCCCAUCAUUCCCGCAAGCGGCGCCGGGUCGGCGUGCACGCCGAGACCUUCGCCGAGCAUCUGCAGCUGCCCAUCCCGCAGGCUCAGAAGGAACAGCGCCCGCCCCCGUUCGGGCCCUUUGCGAUCCUGAAUGGGCUCAACGAGCCUCCCCCCAAUGCCGCUCUUCUGCCGCCCAUCGAAGCUGGCUCGAGCAUCGCGCAGCUGCUGACUAAACCCUCCCGGGACAGCUCGGUCGUCGAGCCGGCGUCGCUGACCACUUCCUUUGGGGAGGGUCCGACAGGCGAAAGACGAGAGGGCAGGAUCGAGGAUAUUCUGGCCUCCCCCAUUGCCACGAAGACGGCCCCGAGCGACCGCGGUGGCGCUGUGGCCGUCGGACUACGAGACGACCCGGUCGCCGCGAACCGGCCGCCAUGCGACAAGACCGACGACGGGGAGUCGGGCGACAAGAAGUCAUCCUCCGCUGACGAGAACGAGGAGCCCAUAUCCCCCAAGACCCGGGGCCGUUCUCGUAAGAACCUUCGCAAGUGGACAGAGGAGGAAACCACGGCUCUGCUACGUGGGGUGGUCAAGUGCGGCAUUGGGAACUGGACGGCGAUCCUGGCUCAGCCGGAGCUGAAGUUCAACAAGCGCAGCGCUUCCAACUUGAAAGAUAGGUAUGGUGGAUGUACUAUGGAAGCGAGAUUCAGGGUGUCGACUAAACACACAUCUAGGUUCCGCGUGUGUUGUCCCUGGGCCUACCGGGCUGCCGACCCGAACGAAGCCACGCGGCAAUUGCACGACACUCUGGCCAAUGCCCUCUCGCGGGCCGAGACGGAAGGAUCUGAUGGCACAGCCGGGAAGAUUCACUUGCCGCAUCCCCGACCAGCCAAUGCGGAGUCGCUCUCGGUAGGGAACAGCGUGACGGUGGGCUUGAAUGAGCCAUCCUCCGGCAGUAGCGGCAGCAGCUCUUCGAACACCAAGGAGCCCGCUCUGAAGUCCACCAGCUCCAAGCCGAACUCCACGGUGAAGGCAACUCCUACGCUAACCAGCAAAUCCAAAUCGACCUUGGCGUCCCUGGGGAUCCCGGAACCACACUUUGCCAUGAAAUCCCGGCGUCGUUCCCGACGGCCCUUCACCGUGGCCGAGGACGAAGCUCUGCUCAAAGGGUAUGCGGUGCAUGGGUUCCAAUGGACACUAAUUCAGCAGGACACACGGCUGGGCCUCGGCCAUCGCAGGGCCACGGACCUGCGCGAUCGGUUCCGGACCAAAUUCCCGCACGCGUACCGCGACGGAGGCUCCGUGAGCGGUCGAACCCUCCAUGACCAGGGCAAGGAGACUUCCGACGCGCGAGAUGACAAGGACGGCACGAGCUCGGGCAGUAAGCAGGGAGCGCCACCUUCCAAACCCCCAGAAACACGAUCCGAUCUUCCAGGCCAGUCCACCCUAGCACCCAUCGACCCUGCUCUCUCCCCGCCUGCUCCGCCCCAGGGUCUACUAGAAAGCUCAUCCACUGCAGCCGCAGCUGCAACCGCCCCGGCACCGGCCCCCGGCUCCGCAUUCCCCUUCCCCUUGGACGAAAACACCGGGACUAGUGAUAACACGUCAUGGACGGACAAUACAUUGGCGCCGAUGGUGUGGGAUGAGAUCGGAUAG